CCAGUCAGAGAAGGGAUGCUCUGAACGCAAGACUGCAGCAUCUUCACCGAGAGAACGAGCAGGAAAAAACGUCUCUUUCUCUGUGUGUUCCUCCAGCUCCGCGUCUCCGGACCCUCAUCACGCACCCCGUCACCCCCGGGUGUCUUCAUGAUCGGAGCCAGGACAUAAGAAGAAAGAAAUUAUAAUAGCCUACCAGUAACGCAUCGGAUUUUUUUGUAUUAGUGUUGCUUCACCGACCUUUCCUUUCCUUCUUAUUUCCUCGGUUGAUUUCACCUCUUUGUCUUUCGGUUGUGUGUGUUUUUUUGUUUUGUUUUAUUUAUUGUUUCGUUUCGCUGGCUGUUGCAGAGGAGCGCCACCAUCCUGCACUGCCUGACAUGAGUACGCUCUUUUAUCCAGUUGCAGCGGAAUGACACACAUAUCCUAGCCCGCAUCUCAAAAGGUUGAUGGAAGAUUGACGAUCCAUUUGCACGGUUUUAGUAGCCAAGAUCAAACUCCAUCUGCAGAGGUUUCGGAUUUCCCACCUCUGAGCUGAUCAUCCGCCGCUCCAGCGUUUCAUUCUUUCUGUCCCUGCGCAGCAUCUCUGUACGCACGGCGCACCACGGAGAAACGCGCAGCUAACCUUCCCCGUCCGUAAGAAACAGGCGUAUUUUCCAAUUCCUAAAUCGCUUUUGCCUUCUGCAAGGACUCAUCUGCACGUCUACGUUGCGUAAAAAAAACGGGAAAAGGGGGGAUUUAAACGCAAACGCAGCCCAAGCAUCCAAGAGCAAGCUCGAAAAUGAUGGCCGGCGGAGCAGUACAGCAAAACGGGAUUUUCUCAAAUCCUCACCAUCACAACCAACAACCACACAUGGAGUCCGAUCCCCCGGACUCACGUAAAAGACCCCUGGAGACUCCGACGGAGGCCAGCAGCACCAAACGCACAAACACGGGAGUGGCCUUCCUGCAGCCCCUUUUUGAAACUGAAGGCAUUGUUUUCCCUCACCAAGAAACUGAGACUCAUGAGGAAGGCGAGUACUUCCUGAAGGUUUUGAUUCCCAGCUAUGCAGCCGGUUCGAUCAUCGGGAAGGGAGGUCAGACCAUUGUCCAGCUGCAGAAAGAGACCGGAGCCACCAUCAAACUGUCCAAAUCCAAAGACUUCUACCCCGGGACGACAGAGCGGGUGUGUCUGAUCCAGGGGACAGUGGAAGCGCUGAACGGUGUCCAUGACUUCAUCGCUGAGAAGGUGAGGGAGAUGCCUCAGAGCACCCAGAAGACAGAGCCGGUCAGCAUCCUGCAGCCGCAGACCACCGUCAACCCAGACCGCGUCAAACAGGCCAAGCUGAUUGUCCCCAACAGCACGGCAGGGCUGAUCAUCGGUAAAGGUGGAGCUACAGUCAAGGCAGUGAUGGAGCAGUCUGGGGCUUGGGUCCAGCUAUCCCAAAAGCCUGAGGGCAUUAACCUACAGGAACGUGUGGUCACCAUCAGCGGGGAGCCCGAGCAGAAUCGCAAAGCCGUAGAGAUCAUCGUCCAGAAGAUCCAGGAGGAUCCACAGAGCUCCUCCUGCCUAAACAUCUCUUAUUCCAACAUCACGGGGCCUGUCGCCAACUCUAACCCCACUGGCUCCCCGUACGCCAACUCUACCGAGGUUAUGCCGGCCGCAGCAGCCGCUGCAGCAGCUACUGCUUCCUCCCUGCUAGGCCAAGCCAGCCUGGCUGGAGUCGGGACUUUCCCGACUACCAUGUCCAGCCUCUCAGGCAAUGACCUGUUGGCCAUCACCUCCGCCCUCAACACUCUGGCCAGCUAUGGCUACAACACCAACUCCUUGGGCCUGGGGCUGAACCCUGCUGCAGCCUCAGGGGUGUUAGCUGCUGUAGCAGCUAAUGCAAACCCAGCAGCGGCUGCCGCAGCUAAUUUGUUAGCAUCCUACGCCAGCGAUGCAACCACCAGCGCAGCUCACCCAGCGGCUGGUCUCGGAGGCUUCUCCCUGGGAUCCCUGGCUGCUGCUACAGGGGCCACCAAUGGCUACUUAAGCGCUGCAUCGCCACUGGUGGCAUCAUCUCUACUAGCCACAGAAAAGCUAGCAGAAGGAGCAAAGGAAGUGGUUGAGAUCGCUGUGCCAGAAAACCUGGUGGGAGCCAUCUUGGGGAAAGGAGGGAAGACGCUAGUGGAGUACCAGGAGCUGACCGGUGCCAGGAUCCAGAUCUCUAAGAAAGGCGAGUUCAUCCCUGGAACUCGGAACAGGAAGGUGACCAUCACAGGUUCCCAGGCCGCCACGCAAGCUGCACAGUACCUGAUCAGCCAGCGAAUCACCUACGAGCAGGGGGUACGCGCCACCAACCCACAGAAGGUGGGCUAAACCUGACAGCAAAUGAGAAACAAGGAGGAAAAGAGGGAAAAAAAGAGUGGGGGCUUGGGGGAGGAGUAUAAAAAAAGCGAGAGUGAAAAUGGAAAAAGGAGAGGAGAGCAAGAAUGUCAGAAGAAAUCGUCCACGCCGUUUCCUUCUGCGUGUUUUCAGUAUUCUCUAUUAAAAAAAAUUUUUGAAGCGAAAGCAAAAAUGUGCUGAGAAGACGAGGAGAGAGAGGAGCGAGUUAUCACGCUGAAAAACCAAGAAAAAAAUGUGUAACAUGUAAAUAAGGUUUUAUUACUUAACGUCUUGACCUUUCGGGAUUUUUUAUUGUUUUGUUUUAUUGUUUUGUUUUGUUUAGUAAAUUAAGCUGUCUGUUUGUUCGUUUGUGUAUUGUGUGGACAAAGCUGAAUGCCAUGUAGACAGGCCAACUGCCUGAGAGGCUACAAGAAGUGGGGGGAGGGAGGAAAGGGCAUGGGCGCAGAGGGGGGGAGGGUUUGCAUUUACAGGGUAGAACCCUCCAACCCCCUAUUGCAAAAAUCCCUUAUGGAAAUAACCUUUCUCCCUCCCUCCCCUGCAGCCCACACCCAUCACCCUCCCAUAGGGUUUUUGUUUUUCUUGUAGUUUUGAUUUGCCCCUUGCCCCGCCUCCUCCCAAAGCCCCUCUCACUACUUUUAUAAUGAGCAAGACUGCAAACUUCAGCCUGGUGUGUCAGCGAAGAAACGCCCUCCACUCUCCCAACACCUUUUAUUCUCUCCCCCACCUAUGAUCUCUCCUUCCCCCCUCCUUCCCCCUUUCUGGGAGAUGAAGGAAGGGUGAGGUGAAAUUGGGGAGAGGUGUGGGGGGUAGAAAAUCAGUUGGGCGUUUCUUCAUUUGCACACACACACACACACACACACACACACACACACACACACCCCGUAUACCCUGUGAUGUAUCCCACAAGCAGUGCAGCGCUGCAGGGGUGUUACGGUACGUAGCACCCCCCGCCCCCCCUCCCCCGGCCCCCCAUAUGCAGCUCUAGUGUUUGAGAUAGAAUGCCGAGGCGCACGCUGAUGACCUCACGUAGUGCGAAACCUAGAAACGACGAGAGUGAUACUGUGCAAGCUGCGGCAAACACACAGGAUCUAUGGCAUUUUUGCAGUCUGCUGUGAUAAUUCUGUUAAUGAUAUUGUCGUGAUUAUUACGAUAGGAAUCAUCACCAUCGUCAUUAUUUAUUAAUGAGUUCACCCAUAAAAAGCUCAGUUGUUUCUUUUUUUAAAUCUGUGAAUUCAGGUUGACAUGAAUGUAAAUGAGACUAUUUUUGAUUUGAAUCUCUUGUUUUAAUUUAAGUGGAUUGCAGAUGAAUAGUAAUGUCACAUAGUGUAAUAUAUGUCUUAUUUAAGUCCAGUAAGAAAGCCGCCCCAGGCAUUAAGAUCAUUACAGUGAAGGUUCACCUUAUAUAUCCAGUCAAAGAGCAGAACAGGGAACACACACUCACAUGCACACACACGUACACACUGAAACUAUAUACUAUGAUGCCAUAUUUGGUGCUAAAAAGGGAAUUCACCAUAUCUAUGAUGCAGACUGCAGUGAAACCAGUGCAGCGUCUUAGCAGCUAUAUUAACCUUAAACGCCUGGUUAUUAUGCUUGGCUAUUCUAGCUCAUGCUCCAAGAUAUCACUGCUGUUCUAUCUGUAAUAAUACGCCCUGUUACAGUUUGCCUACAAUGUAAAAUUGUAACCAAAAUGAAUAAUUGAGUUGAACUGAGACUAGUUCUAACUGCUACUGCUUAGCCUGUGGUCUUCCAAACCUUUACAUGAACCCAAACCACAGACUAGAUCAAGCAAGAGCAAGACUCACAACGUACUACUGAGAAAUGCAAACAUUGAGUAAGACAAAACACUGAAACAUGAGGAGGGAACGUUGUUCGUCCAGGUUCCACUGCUAAGUCUGCAAGCCUCGCAAGUAGAUUUGCUAUUUUAAGGCAGGGUGCAUAUCAGUAAAGGAGAUAAAUAGCCUCACUGAUCUUUGCCCUUAUCAAGCAACCGUCCGACUGCCGAUGAGGUAAAGGGCAGACAUGAGAGAUUUUCAACAUAUGUCCAGGGAGUUGAGCUUGUUUCUGCCUCUGGCAAACUGCGGGUCUCCCAUGGUAACAGGUUUACUGCCCACUGUAGACCCAGGAGGCUGCUGAAGAUGCUAUUGUUUCUUUUGUUGUUAAUUUUUUUGUUUGUGUCGUGUUAUUUUUUUACAAUCGGAGUACACUGAAUUUUUGUCUUAAUGCACUGUGAAGCGAGGGAGCGGUUCUCUCGGCCUAUGAGGUCACGGAUGUGUGCUGUAGACGGCAUCGUGAUUGGAUGGUUUUUGUAUGGCAGGGAAAAAAACACAUAUAUGAAAUAUAUGUAGAAUGCAUAUGAAGAACUUCACCAGAAAUGCACGUCAUAUCUGAAUACUGAAGGAGGAGAAAGAGAGUAGGUCGAUGAAGAGGGGAUCAAUCAAUUGAGGUCACAAGAUGAAAUCAAUUAGAUUCUACUUACCUGUUGUCUUGGAAAAGUGUUUUGUAAUUAGAGGGUGGGAUGUUGUGGGAGAGGUGUCCAGUAGCAGAUUAAAGAGACUGGAACAAAUUCUAAAUUCACUUUUCUAUAGCAGCUCUGUCAUUUUCAUACACUGUUGAAAAUGAUAAUGUACUGUACAUCCAAUGGGCAAAUCCCUGGACAGAUACUAAAGUUCAACAGGAAUCGAAGUGUGACGGAAUGUAAAAUGCCAAAAAUGAGGAGGGGGGUGCAUUUGAUUUAUUGACCUAAACAGCUUUGUGAGGGGAAGGAACUCCUCUAAGAUUUAAAAAACAAUACCUUUUGAUUCUUUUUAAACCAAUCCGACCCAAAAUCCUCCACUGUGCUAUCGAAUCUGUCACUCUGUUGGAGCGCCAGUGAGGGUUUAUCUCCACAGCUUGGUAAGGAGGCUUCUUUACUCCCAUCUAACACCAUCCACACUCUCCUCACCCUCCCUCCCACCCGUCCUCAGUCCUCCAGUGCACUCCCAUCCUGACACCCCCUCUCCUCCUACCACAUCGCUCCAUGGGUGACUAUGUCUGGUGUUACGAUCAAUGCAUGACUGCUGCUUGCCCUGACAAACACAACAGAUUGAGUCUCUCUUCUCUUUGCCUCCUCGGGCGGCUGAGGCUCGGAGACGCCCUGACGCACCACCAUCAGAAAAAUGACCACACCUGCAGAGGAAGUCGUAGUUAAGGCUCGCAGGGCACAGUGCACAAGCACUCUUAUCCGUAGUUUGGAUUGAUGCGUUUCAUUUUAUUACACUGAAGCGAAACAUUGUUAAUUUGGAAUAUCUUGCUGCACAAACAUAAAACAUACACAUAUCAUGAGGGAAUAUUUUAUCAUUGAUGGGGUUUGACUGGAUUUAUGUUUGACAUCUUGUGGCAAAAACCACAUAAGACCAUAGGAAAAAUACUGUGCUUUUGUUCCACUGUAGAACUGAACUGUGCUGUAAGCAGUCAGUAACUGAUUUUCCAUUUUAUUUAAUGCAUGUUUGUGCAGGUGUUGUUUUACAAUUUACUUAAGAAAAAAUGGCAAACAUUUAGUGAUUACAGCUUUCCAAAUGAAAGGAUUUGGUGCUUAUUUCUGUCUUAUAUUAUUGUAAAUUGAAUAUAUUGUGGUUUCGGACUGUUGGUCAGACCAAACAAGCCAUUUGUAGAGGGUUCUGGAAACUUAUGAAAGGCACUUUUCACUCUUUUCUGCAAUUUUAUAAACUGAACAAAUCAUCACAGUUAAUAUUUUGAAUGAAAAUGAAUUGAAAGAUAUGAAAAUUAUUAUUAUUUACAACCGUAGUUGUGUUAGUUUUUCCUCUAUUUGGGACAAACCUGCUUUGUAAUCUAUGGAAAGCCAAUGGGUGCAGAUUCUUUGCCAUAACCACUGCAGGUUUACUACGUUGUCCAAUUUGCCUGAAAACCUUCAAGUUUCAUCGCUACCUUAGUUUGGAUGCAGCACAGUGUGUUUACAGUGGAAAAACUGCAUCGUUCCUGUUGUAGGUGCCAGUUGUGUUGGUUAUUACGGAAACGGACAUAUUUUCAUCUCAUUGAUGAAACCUUAGGAGGAUCUUUUUUGGUUUUGUCUUUUACAUGGCGGCCAAUCUCUUUAGUUUUCUUAAUGUUAGGGGAUCGAGAUAAAAUGUGAUGAGUACUGGAAGCAAUACACGUAGUGGCAUAUUGUCUUGUCCUGUCCUUUAUCCUCUGUCUGCCAUAGGAGCUUUUGGAUUUACAUGUAGAUGAUGAAUAGGUUUACAUGAGUAAAUUUUUUUAGUUUGUGGAAAAUGCUGCUAUUUAAUAAUAACUGAUGUACUAAAAAUACAAGGUCAAAACAUAUCGAAAUCUGUCCUUUAGCUGGAGAAGCUAGUGUCAAGUGGCAGUGUAAUACACGCUCUGUUAUAAGCUGACAAUAAGUUAAUAAUAUUGUAAUUCUAACCUGAACAAGUUAAACCUGUGCCAAAAUAGGUCUUUACAGAGUGAAGCUGUAAAUGUGUUGAAUUUAACCACAUUAGAUAAGAGGAGACAUACUUUUAUAUUAAGAAAAUGUGAAAAGUGCCAAAUGAACCAUAUUUAUAAUUUACAUAGGAAGGGAGUAGUCUACGUUUUUAAGAACUAGAUAGGCUAACGGUCACAGCGCCUCAGUAUACGCCUCAGUUUGUUUAAGCCCUCUCUGUUCCUGCCAGAAGAGGCGGGGCCGCCAUGUUAGCCAGUCCUCUUGGAACUACCCUUCCCAGAAUGCAACAGCACUAUGACUCUGGGGCUAGACAAAUCAAUAUAGUGAUAGGUUAGCAUAAUUAUGCUAAAAAAAUGUGACUUGAUAGCAUUCUUAAAUACAGCCUUUUAUAGUUACAAUGAAAAUGUAUUUUGUGGAAAUAGAUGUUAUCUUUUUUGCACGUCUAUAUUGCAUGAUAUCAAAGUGAAGCGUGGACAAAAAAAAGGAAAAAAGAUCAAAGAAACAAAAAAGAAGUUACAAAAAAAUUAGGCAGUGUGUGUCAUUCAUUUUUCUGAGACAAAUCUUUGCAUGCCAAUAAGGGUAGAGCAUUUUGAUAUUGUUUUACACGCGUUCAAACGUCCGUUGUUUUUCGAUGCAACCACGUUGAGUCCACCGGCCAAACGUGAACAAAAUGUUUGAUUGUGACGUCACAACAGAAUGAGUAUUUUGCGGUUAAGUUGUCCAACCAUCCUCAAGGGGAUACAAAUAAAACUCUUGAACAAACCUAAGACUAUUUUGCUACUUGCUGAGCGAGCUUGUACUAAAAAAAUUCUCAGUUGCUAACUUUAGAAAUAAAAAUCAGGAUUUAAUUUCAUAUAAAGACUGAGGUUGUCCAUGAAUGUACUCACCUCUGCAUAAGUUUGCAUAUCACUCCUCUGACCAUUGACGUGCAGUAGAGGCUUCCCUGUGUUUUUGUGUGUUUUUGUACUCUAACAUUACUAACCCUCGAUGCACUGUGUGUCGAGAUCUCAGUAUAAGUCUGUUGUCUGUCCUCUUCCCCCCCACACACACACACUCUGAGCUCUGGCUUGUCUUGUCAUUGAUAUGCACCUUAUUGACCUCAAAUAUGACACGGAGCAUCUUCAGCCCCAUCAGUGGGGUCAGGAGAGAUUUAUAAAAAGAGAGUGUGUGAGAAAGAGAGGUGAAAACUCCCUCCCUCACAAAUCCCCAAAAAUAAACACACUGUCUGCUGCACUCUCUGUAUCCCUUGGGUGCCUCACUGCAGAAUUUGGGACAGAUUGUGUUUUCACUUCCUUAAUAUGCAAUCCAAGGCUCUGAUCUCGGAGAGAGAAACAACACUGAACAUUGCCAGUGUAUUUCCAAAGUGGUAAUGUUUUGAAUCCUGAUCCAGCCUCCUCUCUUCUCUCUCUCUCUCUCUCUCUCUCUCUCUCUCUCUUAAUCAGUUCAAUUAAAUUCAAAUAGCUUUAUUGGCAUGAACAAACACAUGUUGUUGCCUAAGCAGUUUAUAAAAGAUUCACAAAUAUUACAUAUUAUAUAUACAUAUUAAAUACACAGGUGUCACAUAAGCAGGUUCUGUAUUAAACCGAUGCAGUCCACUCUGCGAUUGCUUCUUUGAUUCUUUGGAGCUGCCACCCCUUCACCACACACAACAAAUGCCCCCCAGCUGAGUUAGAUGCUUUAUUGGCUUUAGUAUCAAACAAAAGAAAGAGAAAUUUUGCCAAAGUCUUUCCACCUCUCUCACUCUCUAAUUCAUUAUUAUGCAACCCAGAAACCAGUUUUUUCAGUGUGGUCAUGUUUUGUAUUCUGACAGAUGUUGUCAUGGGAAAUGGCUUCCUACAAAACUCCCAAAAAAGAAAAAAAAAAUCUAAAUUUCCACUUCUGCUCCUAGUGACAUGUUUGCACUAAACUUUCUGCUGUUAUUGUGCAUGGCAGGCCGGGCUAAGGUGGGGGUCAGUGUGCGAGACUACUGUAGAUGUGUAGCCUUACUGUAGGUGUUUAUUCAGCAGUGUAUUUAGAUGUGCAUGCUCCUCUCUCUCCCUCUUUCUGAGUUUGUCUGCUUUAGGCCAGCUCCGUGCUCGUGGUGUCUGUGUUGCGACGUAGCCCGCUAGUCAUGUUUUCUUUCUCUUUUUUUAUUGUGAUGCGUAGAGGAAUGCAAACUUAACUCUCACCUGCUCGCCAGGUGACCUCAUUGCUUCUUAGUGGGUGUGGCUCUCCGACAUAGUCCUCAGCUCUUGUUUAUUGCCCCUCCCCUUCACCGGCACCGCCCCACCCACACCUCCACAAACUCAAACCCACUCUCACCCACACCCACCACUGACCCUGCCACCUUUUCAAACACCCUCUAAGGCAUUUUAUGGGACCCCGCUCUUCCCCUUUUCCACCCCUCUUUCUCCCCCAACUCGGGCCCCAUCAAAGCACCAGCAACUGUAGACUGCAUUUUUCAUAUCACUGUUUUUCUGUUCCUUCUCGUUCUCUGUUGAUUUUUUUUCCUGGUUUUGAUUUGUACUGUAUGCUCUGUCUAACCUAGACCAGUUUUAACAAAAUGCCAUUUCUGUGUGUAGCCUGUUUACCCCUGCCCCACACACACACACACACACACACACACUCUCUCUCUCUUUCUCUCUCUCUCUCUCUCUCUCUCUCUUCAUGCCCUCCUUUUUGCACUUUCACUGCCCACUUCUCCUCCUUUCCUAAACAUACACACACUUUCCUCCUCCGCCUCCCACGAGUCUCUUCUCUCGAGUGCCAAAAUAGAACAGAGAGGAAAAAAACAAAACAAAAAAAGACAACAACAACAACAACUACCAUUCCAAGCGUUUCUUUGAGUUGUUCUUGUGUGUCGGACAUCCAUCCUGGAAGCACCCAUGAAGCCAGCAUGCUCCGCCCUCAUAACAUGAUGUCGCUCAUGACGCCUCAACUGAACAGCACCUUGCCCCCCACCACCACCACUCCUCCUCCUCCUCACCACCCCCCACAGAGCUAAACCCGACAAGGAUUAACCCCUCUGCAGGUUGGCUACCUACCUACUGUCCUGCCUCUCAACCUACCUAAAAAGCCCUACCGCUCAUGCCAGCUGCUUUCCUAAUUCUGUCAUCUCUUCAGCCUGUGGGACUUCAUUGAUUGUGUGCCAUAGUGUUGGGGGCACCUUUCACUCUCCUCACCUUCCCCUCUUUCUACCCCCCCUCACCUUUUCUCUCUAUACCCCCCCCCCCUCCCCCGCUCUUGCUCCAUUUGAUUUUUCUCGAUGGGAAAGAUUCAAAAACUCCAUUUUCUAAUGAUGAUUUUUUUUGUUGUCGUUUAACAUCCAAACCACGCACGCCGACACACGCACCGCCCCCAUGUGGUGAUGUGGGGAGUGUUUACGCACCGUCAGCUGCGCAGCCAUCCUCUGUCUUCUUGAACUUUUUGAACUUUCACCCCCUCAUGAACUUUAUUGACCUUCUUCCUCCUCCUCCUACCCCCCUUCUGUGUUCAUCCAACUGUUUGGACGAUAACUCUCCAUUCCAUCCCCAAAACCUCUGAGACUGUGCAAUGCUAGCUGAUAUGAUUGGAUUUUUUUGUUUGUUUGUUUGUUGCUCAUCAUUGGGGACAAUUCUCUGAGAUAUAAGUCGAAAAAGAACAAAAAAAAACAUAUGAAAGGAAGAAAAAAAAACAUCCAAAAAAAGAAAUGCAGACAAACAAAAAAAAGAAAAAACACUAAACAAUUGUUUCUCCACAAUUAAAUUUUUUUUCUCUCUCAUUGUAAAUAUUUUUGUCAGAUUUUUGCUGAGCUGUAAAGAGAGAAGUGUUGAGCAGAAAGGGGCCGGCAGCAUAAAGAGGUACUAGUGGACGCAGUAGACGAUCAUUACACUUCUCAUACUCUGUAUCGGAUAGUUAGGUCUGCCUGUAUAAUCGGCUAUGCUAGUUCUACUGUGUUAACCUGUGCUGUUGUUAUUAGUGUUGAUUUACCUACUGUAUUCGCUGUUUAGCUUCCAUGUUGGUUAGCAAACUCUGUAGAUACCUGUGCUCAUCAUAUAUUAAUACUAACCUUGAGAAGUAGUCCGAGCCAUUCUCAACGUAGGCUUGUUUUUGUACAUUUGUUGAUGUUUUCCUAACAGUGAGUUGUAGUGGCGCUAGUAUCUUUUAUCAUCAAACCAUAGUUAUUGAAAAUGCUUGGUCAUGUUAGAGACAUAUCAUCGUGGAAAACGGCUCAACUCGGCUCCUCCAGGUUAAAAAAAAAAAACCCAGGGAGGUGGACAAAAGAAAAUUAAAAAAAAAGAAAUGAAGCUCCUCCUGGGCAACAAAAUGAGGAAGCUGAGCUGCUAACCUUUGUGCAAUACAGUCCUAGUUUACAUAACAUAGAAUGAUAGUUUAACGAUGAUUAACCUCUGCAGGUGCCGCUCAACCAUCCUGCUGCCUGCAGAACCAAACUUGUGGCAUAUCUCCAUAUUUCACCUGUACAUCCGAGACAUUUUGAAAGUAUUAAAGUGACUGCGUGAGAUUAGACUCAACCAUUUCAUUGCAUUGCUCUGAGCUCCACUCUUGAUUUAUGCUGCCUGCCCCAUUGCCCUGAGAACACCACAUGAGCUAUUUAUUUCUCAGACUAUUAUUAUUAUUAUACUAUUAAUAAAUAACAACGCAACAAGAAAAAUGGAACGACUGGAAAAGGUGAAUUAAUAUUAGUAUUGUUUUGUUUUUAUUUUUAGUAUUUUAGUGGUUGCUUUUAACAACAUUCAUUAACUGACUUAAAGAGUAUUGAAUAUUUAAUGUAAUUGUAGCAUUGUGUUUGUAAAGAGAAAAAAAACUUAGUGAGUUGUGUUUCUUGACUUGUGGAUUACCAGUGAAGUGGGCAAUCUAGUGCUAAUAUAUAUGAGGUCUUUUUUUAAGGAUUCUUAUUUUUUGCGACAGCAACAGCAGUCAUUAUAAAUGUUCAUUUUAGCAUCACCUGUCUUCCGUUGUCUUAUUCUUCACCUUCCACCACACUCUGCAUCAUCACAGUAACACAUCGCAAGUCUGGGGGUGGGCAAGAGUGUGUGUUUGUGUGAGUCAUGAAGUGUGUAUGUGGGUUUGUGUGGAAUCUGGGAGCAGAUGUGUGUUUGUCAUGAACGUACGUGUGGGUGUAAGUUAACAAACUUGUGUGUUUAUUUGUGUGUGUCUAUGCAAAAUGUGGUAGAUGUGGAGUAAAUGUGUGUGUGUCCCUGUGUUUGUCUGCUCACGUGUGUAUGAGUGCAUGUUUCUGUGUGUGUGAGUGUAUGUGCUCGCUGGCUCUGUGAGAGCAGGGUUCAGGGUGGGUGUUCUGUCCAGUGUCCACCAAAAGCUAAAACCUGUCAGGAUUCCAUACCUCCUGAUGGAACCUCCUGACGUUAUAGCUGCAAACCCUCAUCAUGUGAUCUGACUCAACUCGACUGUCCAUAACCCCCUCAGUCACCUGACCAACCAAAUCAACCAAUCACUGUCCACCACUACCGCCUUCCCCUGCGCCAUCCUUUGCUGCACACCACGUCAGCCCCAUGUGAUGUUCUCCAUCGAUAACAUACUACUGUCACAAUCUACUGUUACAUGCUGACAGAUCUGGGGAUAAAUACUCAUCUAGAAUGGACGUUCAAGUGUUCAAACCUGAGGUGCACUUGCUUUUGUUUUUCAAAACAAAGUGUCAAAGUGUUUGCAAAUUAAUCAAAGCGCUCUUUAAGUUGCUCUAACAAAACAAGUAUACCUCUAGUUGUUUGAUUUCUGAAGGGUCAGCUCACCUAAAAAUAAAAGUUUUGUUUGUCAAGGUUUUGAGAUAUGUGUCUCCAAAACUUCUGCCUCAAUCCCAAAACCAAUGGAGAUGAAUGGAAUUUAGUUUGUGGUGCUCACAGCUUUGAAACUUUACAUUUAAAGAAUCAAUGGUAACCUUUCUUUGCAGAAACCGUGUCCCCGUUGCUCUGGGUAAACCACAAACGUAACAAGCGAAAUUCAGUGUUUGGGGACUGGUGACAGAAAUCUCAGAGACAGAUAUCUCAAAACAAAUACUGUUAUCCGCAUAAUUAGAUAACACUAGAGUUAAGUGAGAAAAUAUUUCACAAUUUGGAUGAACUGACCCUUUAGUCUGCAUUUGGUGCACUUGUUCCGUUUGUUUUCAUCAGCAUCAUUGGAAAGCAUUUAAAUUCAUGUAUUUUUCCCCAGAGCUGCAUAUUACAUUCUACUGUUCAUACUACUGUACGUGCUGCAUACUACCUUACCAGGACAGAUUUCACCUUAACCUGUCUUCAUGCCAAUCACCAAGGAGUCAGUUGCAAGGCAACCGGCUUCCGCCACAACAAACCAACCUACCAACCAACCAUCUUCCUCAACCGCCGAGGCCACGCCCACCUGACUAUGAGCGUUCCAUAGAAGAAGAGAUAGAGGAAGAGAGAGGAUAGGAAGAAGGGAUGAAAGACGAAAGAGACGUAGUUGUGAUUCUCAGGGUGUCUUAUAUUAAUCUAAUGUUCAGUCUGUUCUCCAGUCUCUCACUGGUGUCCUGUUGCCCCUAACUGAGCCCAAAGACGAUCAUGUCCUUCCAUGAUAAAUUCCUUGUACAAUUGAUUGACUACUGACCAAUUCCUCUCGAUCAGUUGAUUGAUAGUAUUGAUUGACCAGUUCUCUUGACAGAUGCUACACAGACAGUCAGGUGAAUGAAGCUAGGCACUGUAACUAAUGUUUACAACCCAAAUGAGACCAACAACGCUGUUGAAAGAAUGUCUAGGACUUUAAAAAAAAAAAAAGAAAAAAAUAAGAGAGGGACAAAUCUCUGAACAGUACUUAUUUCUAAAUGAUGGAACUUUUCGCCUACUUUCUAUGUGACAUGAGGUAAUGUAAUUUUUUUCAAUCAUUGCAUGUGACUAUUUUGAUUUGCAAUGAAACUGUUAGAAUGGAUGGUACAUUUGUGACGUCAGUGCAACGUUUAGAUGCCGAUGCUAGAAAUCAAUGUCGGUGUCUUAUAACAGUGUUUUUAUGUCGCCGUGAGGAGUGCUUAUGGACCAAUGAAUGCUAAAUGUGUGACCAUACAAAGCUGUAAAGGUUUUGUUUAUUUGUACAUGGUUAUGGGUAAAAUAAACCAUUGAAGCAAAGUAA
This is a messenger RNA of Micropterus salmoides (largemouth bass), 13868 nucleotides long. It is a transcript of the gene nova2, whose product is annotated as NOVA alternative splicing regulator 2. The record is from RefSeq and is a predicted model, not a curated record. Gene Ontology annotation, biological process: mRNA splicing, via spliceosome; regulation of alternative mRNA splicing, via spliceosome. The coding region runs from base 776 to 2335 and encodes 519 amino acids. The transcript has 5 exons. NCBI's taxonomy places the organism in Eukaryota, Metazoa, Chordata, Actinopteri, Centrarchiformes, Centrarchidae. Gene Ontology annotation, cellular component: cytoplasm; nucleus. Gene Ontology annotation, molecular function: mRNA binding.